AUGGUGGUAGGAGGUCCCCAGAGCACCGCAAUGACUGACGUGGGGAAGAAAGUGAAUACGCUGCUGUGCUGCGAGUGUGGGACUCCCAUCGAUGGGUCCACUGGGCUCGUCAUGUGCCACGACUGCAUCCGAUUGAAAGUGGACAUCACGGAGGGGAUCCCGAAGGAGUCCAAUCUGUCCUUCUGCAGGGACUGUGAGCGGUUCUUGCAACCACCGGGCCAGUGGGUGCGUGCGAAACUGGAGUCCCGGGAACUGCUGGCGAUCUGCAUGAAACGGUUGAAGGGGAUCAGCAAAGUGCGGUUUGUCGAUGCGUCCUUCAUCUGGACGGAGCCGCACUCGCGACGGAUAAAAGUUAAGGUGACUGUGCAGGGGGAGGCGAUGAUGAACGUCGUCGUGCAGCAGACGUUCCAAGUCGAGUAUUUUGUCAACGCGAUGCAGUGCCCUGACUGUGCCAAGUCGUUCACCAAGAAUACAUGGACUGCGAAGGUGCAAGUCCGGCAGAAGGUCGCUCACAAGCGGACUUUCCUCUACUUGGAGCAACUGAUCUUGAAACACAACGCUCACGUCGACACGAUCUCCAUCGAGGAGGCGAAAGAUGGGAUCGACUUCUUCUACGGGCAGAAGAACCAUGCAGUCAAAAUGGUCGACUUCAUCAACUCGGUGAUGCCCAUCAAGUACAAGCGGUCCGAGGAACUUGUCAGCCAGGACUCGCACACGGGGUCAUCCUCGUACAAGUUCUCGUACUCGAUAGAGUUGGUCCCCAUUUGCAAAGAUGACCUCGUCGUGUUGCCCAAGCGGGUUGCCAAAUCCAUGGGGAACAUCACACGGUUCGUUCUAUGUUCCAAAGUGUCCAACACGGUUCAAUUCCUUGAUCCGGUCACUUUGCAAACGGGGGAACUCCACGCAGCCACUUUCUGGAGGGAACCUUUCCCAUCUCUCGCGGAUUCCUCACAACUCGUCGAGUUCAUCGUGCUCGACGUGGAACUAACGGGUCGCACGGAGGGCAACCGCGUGCAAGCGGAGAUAACUGUCGCGCGUGCCUCGGACCUGGGUCAAAACGACCAGGAGUACUACGUACGGUCGCAUCUCGGCGGUAUCUGCCACGCGGGGGACUCUGUGAUGGGGUACUUCAUUGCGAAUUCGAAUUACAACUCGGACCUCUUCGACGAACUACCUUACGACCAGGUCCCAGACGUGGUCCUGGUCAAGAAGCUGCAGUUGAAGAACAAAUCGAAGAAGAACCGUAAGUGGAAGCUUAAGAGGAUGGCGAAGGAGCACAACGAGGCAGCUCAGGUCCAAGGUCACGGACACGACCACUCGAACAGAGCGGAGAAGCAGGACAUGGAGCGCGCCGAGAGAGACUACGAGCUGUUCCUGGAACAAUUGGAGGACGACGACGAGCUGCGCAACAAUGUCAACUUCUACCGUGCGGAGGAGCAAGCCGAUGCAGAGGAGAUGGACGGCUUACUCGACCAGAUCGACGAUCUGACACUGCAAGAAGCGGACGACGAGGAAGAAGAGGAAGAAGAAGCCGUGUAG
Messenger RNA from Huiozyma naganishii CBS 8797, 1539 nucleotides. Its product is annotated as 60S ribosomal export protein NMD3. NCBI's taxonomy places the organism in Eukaryota, Fungi, Ascomycota, Saccharomycetes, Saccharomycetales, Saccharomycetaceae. Bases 1 to 1539 code for a protein of 512 amino acids. Gene Ontology annotation, molecular function: ribosomal large subunit binding. Gene Ontology annotation, biological process: ribosomal large subunit export from nucleus. The transcript has a single exon. The record is from RefSeq and is a predicted model, not a curated record. Gene Ontology annotation, cellular component: cytoplasm; nucleus.